Messenger RNA from Gossypium arboreum, 1136 nucleotides. RefSeq lists its product as uncharacterized. The transcript has 4 exons. The record is from RefSeq and is a predicted model, not a curated record. Bases 60 to 965 code for a protein of 301 amino acids. Lineage: Eukaryota; Viridiplantae; Streptophyta; Magnoliopsida; Malvales; Malvaceae.
UGAGAAAAGAAAGAGUUAAAAUAAAACAUAUAUUAUUUCCCAUAAAUAUCAAAGCAUGCAUGAGAGAUUCUUUGCUUUUAUCAAAAGCUGCGUUCAAAGUUAUACAUCACCUAGAAUUAUGGUGGCCCUUUCAGAAAAAUCUUAUGGUUAAAGACAAGACAACAAAAGCAUACUUUCUUAAUCUCCAAGCUUUUUGCCCCAAUCAACUACCCAAUUUUGGAUCUUGUCUUAUUUAUAACCAAACGGUUCCCAACAUGAUAGCCAAAGAAGGUACGCGCUGCAAUUCAUGGGUUUUGUUGCUUAAAAUAUGGUGGAGUAAAGGUGUAAGAAUGUCAUUGCUUUUGCAGAUAACAAGGUUUCUUCCUCGGAAAAUGAAAAUGGUAGAGCAGUAUGAGAGAGAGUUGGCCGUGGGAGUGGCGGCGGCUGCGUAUGUGGUCAACGCCAUUGAAAAAGACGAAGCAAAAUAUAGGAUCAAAAUAGAAGGGAAAAAACAAGAUACCAUAUCGAGGGUGGGAAAUUCUGAUAGAGUUAGUAGGCGAUACUCAAGCAAGGAAGUGAUAACAAAUACAGCAGGUGAAACAUCCAGUAGAAAGUCAAGGGAAAGUAGUAAAGGAGGUGGUUCAUCGGCUGGAGACCAAAGGUGGAAGGGAAAUUAUUCCCAAACCAAUAAUGCUUUGGAGACUAAAGCUGAUGCUUGGCAGAAUGCUGAGUUGCACAAACUUAACAAACGGUAUGAGAAUAUGAAAGCAUCAAUUCAUGAAUGGGAGAAGGAAAAUAAGGUGAGAGCCAAAGUCAAGAUGGAAAGGAGAAAGAAAGAAUUGGAGAAGAAAAUAAAGAGGAGCCAUCAAGUUUACCAAUUGAAGAUAUCAAGAAUUGAUGAUAUCGCAGGUGGAGCAAGAGCUCAAGUUGAUGACAAAAGAAGAAAUGAGGAAUUGAAGAUCAGAGAAAAAGCAAAGCAAUUAUAAGAGCUACGGGAGUCGUUCCUUUUACAUGUUUAUGUUUCUGAAUUACAUCCAAAUAGGAAAAGACAUUUGUGAAUCAACAACAAGAUAAUGUAACUUCAAUUUCAUACCUAUUCCUUUUAGAGAAGAAGAUAAAAAGAUUAUCCAAUGUUCAAUCUUUCGAGUUACUUCAAA